Molecule: messenger RNA, 390 nt
Organism: Aspergillus japonicus CBS 114.51
Lineage: Eukaryota; Fungi; Ascomycota; Eurotiomycetes; Eurotiales; Aspergillaceae
Exons: 2
Coding region: 1-390 (129 amino acids)
Source: RefSeq, a predicted model, not a curated record
AUGGAUCAUUACCUACUGGGCCGAACGACAGAGCAAGCCUUGGAGAAAGAAGGGGUACGACGACGGGGAGAGGUUCAGACCAACCCUUACCAAGUCACCAACAGGAAUAAACGCCUCUUACGCGCCCCUGGCAAGCAAAGCCAACGGGGAUUCGCGUUUCGCAACGUUGGCCUUGGCAAAGGGGGACCUUGCGAAAGAGAAAGCAAAAGUGAAGAUCCAGCUGUUAUCCAACUCGAGCCUAGUCUACUAAGUGGACUUUCACUACGUACUAGAAAUGAAAGCAACCAAGCCAGUUCCAACACUACCCAAAAAGUCAAAAAGCGGGAGGAGGAGGAGGAGGAGGAGAAGAAGAAGAAGAAGAAGAGAAGACGCAAAGAGGGACAGCGCUAG